GUAACAGGCUAACAGGUCGCACGCCUCGCAGCGGUCGAGGCCCACUUUUUAAUACAAAAUGGAUUACCUAAGCGGGUGGUGCCGCAGUUCCCGGAGGCUCGAUGGACUGACGGCGGUCGUCACGGGCUGCAACACUGGCAUAGGCAAGGAGACUGUAGCAGAUCUUUACAAGAGAGGUGCUCGAGUCAUCAUGGCGUGUAGAGACGUAAACAAAGCUAACAUAGCUAAGGAUCUAAUAGAACAUGCUGCAAGCACAGACAAGAAAGGGGUGUUGGUAGUCGAAAAACUAGACCUAUCCAGUUUGAAGUCAGUCAGAGAGUUUGCCGAUCGCAUAUCAGCCAGCGAAAACCGCAUUGACAUCUUAGUGAACAAUGCUGGCGUCAUGAUGUGUCUUGAGGGGAAAACGGAAGAUGGACAUGAGACACACAUUGGCACCAACCAUCUGGGCCAUGCUUUGCUUACUUUGCUAUUGCUGCCGAGGUUAAAAGAGAACGAUGCUUCAAGGAUCGUGUUCGUUUCGUCGUAUCUACAUGCGAAACACUUGGUUGACUUGGAAGAUAUGAAUUUUGAAAAGACACGUUACGACCCAUACACAGCGUACUGCAGAAGUAAAGCAGCAAAUGUCUUAUUUUCCAAGGCCCUGGCAAUGGAAUUAAAGAAACGCAACAUAUCCAACGUAACGACAUACAGCCUGCACCCGGGCGUGAUCAGCACAGAGAUCGGACGACACUUCAGUGAAUCUUACAUGUGGGGGACGUCGUGGUUAUUCGCCGCCAUCAUGCGGCUGUUCGGCAAGUCCGUCAAGUGUGGCGCCCAGACCUCCAUCUACUGCGCUGUAGACGAAGCAUGUGCAGCAGAAAGUGGACUUUAUUAUAGUGAAUGCGCUGUGACUACGCCGUCGAAACAAUGCCGGGAUGACGAGUUCGCUGCCAAGUUUUGGGAUUGGACGAUCAAAACGUUAGAUUUACAUUCGUAUGACCCUUUUCGUACGAAAUGAAUCAACGAUUUCUUCCUCCGUGAACCACUUAAUGUUAGUAUGUAACGCAGUAGAUUACUUACUUAGUUGAGCAAAUAUUUAAUUUAUUUAAGACACAUUUA
Molecule: messenger RNA, 1098 nt
Organism: Ostrinia furnacalis (Asian corn borer)
Lineage: Eukaryota; Metazoa; Arthropoda; Insecta; Lepidoptera; Crambidae
Product: retinol dehydrogenase 11-like
Exons: 7
Coding region: 59-997 (312 amino acids)
Source: RefSeq, a predicted model, not a curated record